UUUCACUUUCACCUUUGCGUCGACACAGGGUAAGUUGUGGCGUCUUACAGAACUGGAACGAAUCAAGGUUUUUUACCUGAUAACUCUGCGCUCACCAAGACUCGUUUACGAUAUAUGCACGUGCACUAUCCUCCGUCACUCGGUGUGACCGAUUAAAAGGGAGUUUUUUGUUUUAGUCUUCGUCGAAAGAGGUACUUCCUUAAAGGGGUUUUUUUGUCGUGCGUCAUCAGCUUCUUUUUACUUUGUACUCUCUCGCCCUUAUCGCAGCUGCGUCCUUUUCGCUUUGCCCCACUGUAAGCGCCGGACCUACUCCUUCCUCCUCCACCCGAGUCCAUGGCUCUCACAGACCAACGCGGGCUCCAGGCCAUUAAUCAGAUAGCGGAGGCCCUGGACAGCAGCGAGCGCAGGAGAGUCUUCUACCUGUGUGAAAGCGAGGACACGGAUUACAGCCUGGCUUGUGUGAAGGAGAUGCUGAAAUCCAAAGUCAUGUGCCUGGAAGGAGGCGACAUGUUCCUUGCGGAGCUCUUGUCGCAGCUGAGACGAUUUGACAUCCUGAGGAGGGUGUGUAGCCUCAGUAGGGACGAGGUGGAGAGGAUUCCCAAAUGUCAACAGGUUCUGUCAAGAUUCAGAGUAUUGAUGGCUCAUAUAAGUGAGGAUUUGGCCAGUGAAGAUCUGAACAAUGUGAAGUUCUUGAUGGGCAGCACGUUGCCUCGUGAGACCAUGGAAAAUGCAAAGAAUUUCCUGGAUGUGAUCAGUGAACUUGAGAGGCUGGAUCUAGUUUCUCCUGAAAGAGUCGACAUUGUGGAGCAGUGUUUGAAAAACAUCGGCAGGGUUGACCUCGCCAAAAAAGUUACUAAGUACAAGAUGUCAGCAGUUGGAGCACCUGAAGAGCAGUCAUCUCAACAGGAAUGGUGCAGAGCUCCUUGUACACCCCUCACUCCUCAGCGUUCCCAUUCUCUGCAGCAAACAAUAGGAGGACAGUCCCUCAAAGCUGAAAACAUACCAGCACCCGAACACAUGGAGCGGAGCACCCAGAUUCUACUGGAUCGCUACAAAUUCAACACUACUCCCAGAGGAGUGUGUGUUAUCAUAGACUGCGUGGGUAAUGAUGGAGACAUGUUGGAACAAACAUUUAAGGCUCUUCACUUCAACGUGGUGCUCCACAAGUACCUGAGUGUGGAUGACACUUACUCAACCCUCAGAGACAUAUCCCGAGACAGAGAGAACCUCAAAGGUGAUGCCUUUGUCUGUUGCAUCAUCAGCCGUGGUAGGGGAACUCAUCUCCUGGGUGUGGACACGCACAGUAACGGCCUACAACUGAACACUGUCAGACGUCUUUUCACGGCUGAUGCGUGCCCCAUGAUGGCGGGAAAGCCCAAACUGUUCUUCACCCAGACGUACAACGGACCCGAGUUCCAGGCCCGCGAUGCGAUGCACUAUCAGGAUGAGGAUCUUGAGACAGACGGCUGUCAUGGGCUGCCCAGAUAUGAUAUUAUCCCCACAGAUGCCGACGUGUUCUGGAGCCAUUCCUGGACUAACGAACGUCAACUGGAGCAAGGACAUCAUCGCUCCAUGUACCUGAAGGCUCUGACAGAUUCCUUGCUCAAAGGCCGAAAGAGGAAGCUUGUUGAUAUUCACACCGAGGUGAAUGGGGCAAUCUUUGAUCACAACAAAAGGAAUCCUGCAGCAAACUACCACAUCGAUCUGAAACAUACUCUCCGGAAAGAUCUUUACUUGCAAUAGAGGAUGUUGUACAAUCAUGUUCAACACCCCAUAAUAAGAUGUGGAUAGAUGGACUUAAAGAGAUCGUUAAUGUUAAUAUAUACAUAUUUUUUAUUAUUAUGUGAGACAGUUAUGGACAGGGUCACAAUGAAGUGCUUAACGAGACGGUGGUGCAUGGUGAGGAAAUUUCUGUUUUUUUUACCGUGUAUACAGAGACACCUACUGGUUGUAUAAACUCAAAACAACAAUUUUUUGUAAACGUCACAGAAGGACUUUUUUGUAAAAGUAUGUCUUGCGUUUAUUUGUUAAAUAUUAGAAAAUUCUCACC
Molecule: messenger RNA, 2050 nt
Organism: Platichthys flesus (European flounder)
Lineage: Eukaryota; Metazoa; Chordata; Actinopteri; Pleuronectiformes; Pleuronectidae
Product: CASP8 and FADD-like apoptosis regulator
Exons: 10
Coding region: 334-1743 (469 amino acids)
Biological process (GO): proteolysis; negative regulation of extrinsic apoptotic signaling pathway via death domain receptors
Molecular function (GO): cysteine-type endopeptidase activity; protein binding
Source: RefSeq, a predicted model, not a curated record